GUUCCGUCGUGUGAUCCCCGUCUCGUUUCGUUUCGUUCCUCAUCUCAUCCCACCCCCACCAAACCAACUCCAACAAGCCGUCAUCAUGGUCCAGCUCCUCUCCGCAUUCGUCUCCCUCCUCUCCGUCGUCGCCGUCUCCGGCGCCGCCAUCCCGGCUCCUGCCCCCGAGGCUGUCGCUGAUGUUGCGCCUGAAACUGCUACUGUCGAGCCUACCGGCAACUUCACUGCCCAGGCCUGCAUGUAUACCUGCGGCUCAGUCUGCUACAGCUCUUCUGCCAUCUCUGCUGCUCUGAACAAGGGCUACUCUUAUUACGAGGACGGAGCCACCGCUGGAAGCAGCAGCUACCCCCACCGAUACAACAACUACGAGGGCUUCAACUUCCCCACCGCCAAGCCCUGGUACGAGUUCCCGAUCCUGUCGUCCGGCCGCGUCUACACUGGCGGCUCUCCCGGUGCUGAUCGCGUCAUCUUUGACUCCUACGGCAACCUGGACAUGCUCAUCACCCACAAUGGUGCUAGCGGUAACAACUUUGUUGCUUGCAACUAAGCGAUUGCCUUUGGGAUUGGGAUCGGGAAUAGGAGGGGAGACAAUAACCUUAUGAGUGGAUGAGAUGAUGGGAUGAAACGGAAUGGAACAAAGGGGACCGUAUCCUAGCGCCGGUAUCGAGCUGGACUGGACUGGACUGGACCUUGACGGGGCGCGUGGUGUACAUAGCCCAAGUGGUGUGUGCGAAUCCUGCUAGUCUGUACAUAUUGGACUUACCCUGCAGCGGAAGUUCGGUUGUUAGCAUUUUCAAAAGAGGGGAAAAAAGAGAUUCAAUACCCUACACAGCGAAUUAUCAUAUGGUUC
This is a messenger RNA of Neurospora tetrasperma FGSC 2508, 850 nucleotides long. RefSeq lists its product as uncharacterized. The record is from RefSeq and is a predicted model, not a curated record. The transcript is spliced from 2 exons. NCBI's taxonomy places the organism in Eukaryota, Fungi, Ascomycota, Sordariomycetes, Sordariales, Sordariaceae. Bases 86 to 547 code for a protein of 153 amino acids. Gene Ontology annotation, molecular function: RNA binding; RNA nuclease activity.